Paramuricea clavata is the source of this 1783-nucleotide messenger RNA. The record is from the annotation of a GenBank genome assembly. NCBI's taxonomy places the organism in Eukaryota, Metazoa, Cnidaria, Anthozoa, Malacalcyonacea, Plexauridae.
AUGGCUCAUUCGGUAAGUAAACGUAGCGUUUUGAAUAUAUGUUUACGAUAUUUUCAGAGUCAUAGUUUUAGAUUAAUUAAUAUGUUUAUGAUAUUUCUAGAUUAAUAUGUUGGAUCUGAUCAAAGCUUGUGAAGCUGAAAGUGAACUCGAUUUUCUUCAGGAGUCGUCGUUUAUGCUCACUGAUGAGCAGAAGGAAGCUGUCCUUCAACAGCGCAUUAUAUUUUGGACGAACGCGAUGGCCGAAGAUAUUAAACGGGAGAAUCCGGUUGGAGUUGUUAAUGGCUUCAUGGAUAAUUGGACCGAGGAUCAGCGUCGCCUGUUCAACGAAGACUGGGCUAAUGAUGAUGGUUUGUGCGAGGAACUCGAACAGUUACCUGAACCGCCAGAAAACCAAAAGGGUGAAGGGAGCAAGCGAAAGCACGCCAGUGAUGACGUCCCCUUAAAACGCCAAAGACCGGAGGAGUAUUUCAAUAUUAAAUCGGUAAAACAAGUCAACGUUAGGAAAUUCAGGACGACAGGUACACAAACUGUUUUUAUAUUUUUAAGCGUGUAUUUUUAAACGUAACAUCAGUUACGUGCCGGAUAGAGUUUAUUACGUGCGAGCAAGGUUUCGUUGCUAUCGGAGUGGGGCAAAUUUUGUAGGUAUCGAAAGGCUGUGAAGACUUUUAUUCUCAGAGACCCCAACAAACAUGCCAAUUCUAAUAAGCAUUUGCUACUAGCCAUUGCUCUGUAACGGCAGAAGAAGAUGUAGUGACCAGCGAAUCCGGUAUAGUGUAAGCAGGGUCUUAUAAGAGUUGUGUUUAUUGCUUGUAUGUAUAUCUAUAACUGCCCGUACAAACCUAUCCAACGCAUAAGCUUUUUAUAAAUGGUCAUAACUCUCAAAUGAAGCCUUAGUAUUUGCAGGGCUUAUGAUUAGAAUUGUAGCUAAAGUAUAGCACUAUUCGAUAAAUAGCGAGCUUAAGACCUGCGACUUGCUUGUGAAAGAAAGAAAUUUUAUAUGCAAGACAAAAACUGUCAUUAAUUCGUGAUCUCAGGGAUAUUUUCAAAGGCAUUGUCGUGCUAAACAAAACGUUAAACUAAGCAUUGUCACGUUUUUCAUACGACGUGAACGCUUAUUGCGAUCCAAGAGCCGUCUUAAAGUCGAAAUUACAGCAAAUAUUGCAUCGCUUUAGUCGAACUUAGCAGUUUUUAAGGUUAUUUGAAAAAUCUUCAAACUUUUAUUACAAUGAUGUAAUUGCUUAGGGCUCAUUCUUGAACUAAAAUUCAGACCGCGUCGUUGAGCUAGCGGGUCAUAGAUCUUAUGCUCUCUAUUAGUGUUGUUUGUACCACCCAUGACCUCCCGUUUUUGAGGUAUCCGAAUUAUUCUAUAUUACUGGGUAAUCAUGUUACAAUAAUCUAUAUGAUGAUUAUUGUAUGCUCAAGUGAUGAUAGCUAAUAAAGGACAUUUGAUGCUAUUCAUCUUGUGUCUUUCUGAUUGCUAUUACUUGAUUAGUACAAUAGUGUAUUACGGUUUUUAGGUACAGACUACACUGUUCAAUUCAAUCCGUUGGACGUGCACGGGGUGUCGAACGUCAUGUCGACGUUGAACCGCGCAUUUCAGCACUUAUUUGACCGACUCACGAGUGACAUGGCUCCUCACGAUCAAGUUCGCUUGAUCCUGAACUCAGAUCAGCUGGACAAAUCCAUUUCCUUGCCUUUCCUACAACGCGAUCCCAGAACGAUCCCAGAUCCCAGAUCUAACGAUCCCAGAUCUAACCCCAGAACGUUUCCUGGCAGCUGUUGA